Messenger RNA from Grus americana (Whooping crane), 3310 nucleotides. It is a transcript of the gene HEPACAM, whose product is annotated as hepatic and glial cell adhesion molecule. Lineage: Eukaryota; Metazoa; Chordata; Aves; Gruiformes; Gruidae. Bases 82 to 1317 code for a protein of 411 amino acids. The transcript has 7 exons. The record is from RefSeq and is a predicted model, not a curated record.
GGCGAAGCGCCAAGCCGGGAGCGCCGAGGGACGUGCCCGGAGUGGGGAAGCAGAGCGAUUCGGGGGGCGAGCCUGCCCAAAAUGUGGGGAGCGCCGGCCGCCCCGCGGGGCCAUCCCGCUCCCCCCUGCUUGCUGCCGGUGACCUGGCUCCUGGCGCUGCACGCAGGUCUGCUGUCGGGGGUGAACAUCACCAGCCCCACGCCACUGGUCCGCGGCACGGCGGGCAAAGCAGCGCUACUGUCGGUGCGCUACGCCAGCGCCAGCGCCGACAAGCCGGUGGUCAAGUGGCAGCUGAAGCGCGACAAACCCGUCACCGUCGUCCAGUCCAUCGGCACCGAGAUCAUCGGCAACCUGCGGCCCGACUACCGCGACCGCAUCCGGGUGCUGGAGAACGGCUCGUUGCUCAUCAGCCCCUUGCAGCUGGCCGAUGAAGGCGCUUAUGAGGUGGAGGUAUCCAUCACCGAUGACACCUUCACUGGCGAGAAGACCAUCAACCUCACUGUGGACAUCCCCAUAUCGAAGCCGCAAGUGCUGGUGGCCUCCUCAACGGUGCUGGAGCUCAGCGAGUUCUUCACCCUCAACUGCUCGCACGAGAAUGGCACCAAGCCCACCUACACCUGGCUGAAGGACGGGCGGCCGCUGAGCAAUGAUUCCCGCCUGCUCCUCUCCCCCGACCAGAAGAUCCUCACCAUCACCCGCGUCCUCAUGGCUGACGACGAUGUCUACAGCUGCCUGGUGGAGAACCCCAUCAGCCAUGGCCGCAGUGUCCCCGUGAAGCUCACUGUUUACCGCCGGAGCUCCCUCUACAUCAUCCUCUCCACGGGUGGCAUCUUCCUCCUUGUCACCCUGGUGACAGUUUGUGCCUGCUGGAAACCCUCCAAGAAGGAGAAGCGGCAAGCGGAGACGCAACCGGCCUCUGAAUACACCGAGCAGGACGAGGACCGUCUGAAGCACGAGGCUGAGGGCAUCCCGCGAAGCAGCGAGCACGAGCGCAAAAACCCGGUGGCCUUGUACAUCCUCAAGGACAAGGACUCACCGGAGGCGGAGGAGGAUUCGCCGCCUGAACCCCACGGCGCGGUCGAACCGGGUUACGCCGGCUCGCCGGUACCGGCAGCGGGUCGCUCUCCGGGACCGGUGGGGCGUUCGACUCGUCGUUACCAUCGCUCGCCGGCUCGCUCGCCCGCCUCAACGCGGACGCACAGGUCGCCGCCGGGUUCGCCGGCCCGUUCCCGCGGUGCCCCACGGCUGCUGCGGACUGCUGGCGUCCACAUCAUCCGCGAGCAGGAGGAGGUCAACGCCGUGGAGAUCAGCGCCUGAGCCGGGGGGGACACGUGCGCGUUUCGGCAGCGGCAAGCGAGCGGGGACACCGCCACGGCCCCGCUCCCGCCACUGGGCAUCGUGUGGUUGGGCGUAAAGUCACUAAUUUGCUAUUGAUCCCACCCGGAGCUCCCCUCUUCCGUCCCCCGCCUUCCUGGGGCGUCACUUUCAUGGCUUUCUUGCCAGGACGAGCGUGCAGGGAGCGUGCGGAAAGCACGCGCAUUUGCCGGGAGUGCACGGAGAGAGCGUGCAAGAGGCCGUGUACAAGGCGUGCAGAGACAGCAUGCAUGCAGCGAGCAAGAGGACGCGCACAGAGCAUGCAGAGAGAGCAGAGUGCAUGCAGCGUGCAGAGAGAGCAAUCGGGGAGCGUGCAAGAGGGCAUGCAUGCAGUGCGCAGAGUGUGCGAGAAGGUGUGCGCAGAGCGUGUGGAUAGGGCACGCACGGAGCAUGCAGAGAGAGCAGAGUGCACGCGCUGCGCAGAGAGAACAGUCAGGGAGCGUGCAAGAGAGCAUGCGUGCAGUGCACAGAGUGUGCAAGAAGGCGUGUGCAGAGCAUGCAGAGGGAGCAUGCACGCAGUGUGCAGAGAGAGUGUGCACAGAGCUUGCAAGAGGGCAUUCACAGUGCGUGCAGAAAGUGUGCAGAGAGCGUGCACACAGCGCACAGAGAAAGCACGCAUGGAGCGAGCAAGAGAGCACACACGGAGCAUGAAGAGAGAGCAAAGUGCAUGCAGUGUGCAGAGAGAGCAAUUAUGAAGCGUGCAAGAGGGCAUGCAUGCAGUGCACAGAGAAAGCGUGCAGUGAGCACGCAGAGAGAGCGUGCGUGCAGUGCACAGAGACAGCACGGAGCGUGCACAUAGAGCGUGCAGAGAGACCAUGCACGUAGAGUGCAGAGAGACCGUGCACAGAGCGAACAGAGAGGGUGUGCACAGAGCGUGCAAGAAGGCAUGUUUGCAACACGCAGAGAGAGCGUACACAGCGUGUGCAGGGUUGCCAUGCAGAGAGGGCGCAGAGAGAGCGUGCACGAAAUGUGUGGAGACAGCAUGCACGGAGCGUGCAGACAGAGCGUGCACCGAGCGUGCAAGAGGACAUGACCGGGGCAUGUGGACAGAGCGUACCUGGACCGUGCACAAAGGGUGCAAGAGGACAUGCACAAGGGUGUGCAGAGAGUGCGUACAGUGAGCAAAGAGAGCGUGCACAGAGCGUGCAAGAGAGAGCAUGCACAUAGUGUGCCACUAAGACUGCAUGGAUUGUGUGGAGAGAGUGUGCGCAGAGCACGUGGAGAAGGCAUGUACAGAGUGUGCAGAGAGUGUGCGUGGAGCGUGCAGAGUGUGCGUGGAGCGUGCAGGUAAGACUGUGCAUGGCAUUUGCAGGGAGCGUGUGCCAGGAUCUGGAGUGCUUUCUGAGUGUGCAAGAAGUGUGCAGAGAGCACAAGUAUGCAGAGAGAGCGCGCACGGAGCAUGCAGCGAGCGUGCAAAGAGCGUGAGAAGGGAACGCGCGUGCAGAGGGCGUGCACGGAGCACACGGAAGGAGCGUGCACGCAGCGUGCAGAUAAGACUGCGCAUGGAGCAUGCACGGACGCGCGGGGAGCACGCGCACAGCACGCCGAGCGAGCGCACCCGCACCUCGUGUGUGCAAGAGCGCCGCGCACACCCACCGUGGCGCAGACCCGCGCGCGCAGGAGACCUGAACCGGGGGGGUGGGGGGCUCCCUCCUGCCCCCAGCUCCCUGGCUGCACCGUCCCCUACACGUGGGCUCAAACCCCCGGCCCGAGCGCUGCCCCUCCGCCGUGCCUGGAUUUUCUGUGAAAAUCCCCCGGAUUUGGGGCGCGCGCCGUCGUCUCUCCCCCAGGCCUUCCCGGGAAAUAGGUUUAGGGUGAAAACCGGAGAGCGGCCGGCUGAGCGAGCCGGGCCCCAGGGCGCCCGGGGUGGGUGCCGGGGCACCCCGGGGUGCUCGGGGUGCGCUACUAACCAAUAAACUAAACGUACUACCCGGCC